CAUCAUCAUCGUCAUCGUCGUCCUCUUUCUGCACACGGCCUGCGUGGCUAUGGCCGCCGUAGAUUUUAAUUGCCCGGCCGUCUUCAACUUCGGCGACUCCAACUCCGACACCGGCGCCCGCAUUGCCGCCGGCCUCGAGAGCAUCGGCCCCCCGUACGGGCAGACCUACUUCCGCAGACCCGCCGGCCGCUUCUGCGAUGGCCGGCUUAUCAUCGAUUUCCUCUUGGAUGCCAUGGAUAUGCCGUUCCUUAAUGCAUAUUUAGAUUCUGUUGGUGCACCUAGUUUUCGAAAAGGUUCAAACUUUGCUGUGGCUGGUUCUACCAUACUUCCUGCAACAGCAUCAUCUGUCAGCCCAUUUGGCUUUGGUCUUCAGAUUGCUCAGUUUCUUCGGUUCAAGGAUCGAGUUCUUGAAUUGCUAGCUAAAGGGAACAGAUACAAGAAAUAUAUUCCUCAUGUGGAUUUCUUCGGUGAGGGACUCUACAUGUUCGAUGUAGGCCAAAAUGACCUCGCCGGUGCAUUCUACCACAAAAAGGAGGACCAAGUUAUUGCCUCUAUUCCAACAAUUCUAUUGGAAUUCGAGACUGGACUCAAGAAGUUAUAUGAUAACGGCGCAAGGAAAUUCUGGAUUCAUAAUACUGCUCCCCUCGGGUGCUUACCUCAAAACAUAGCUGCUUUUGGUAAAGAUCCAUCAAAGCUGGACGAGCUCGGAUGUGUUGCGUCCCAUAAUCGCGCAGCUAAGCUUUUCAACUUGCAGCUCCAUGCACUUUGUACAAAAUUGCAGGGUCAAUACACAGAUGCAAACAUCACUUACGUUGAUAUCUACUCGAUAAAGUAUGAUCUGAUUGCAAAUUAUUCUCGAUAUGGAUUUGAAUAUCCCAUAACAGCAUGCUGUGGGUACGGCGGAGGAGCACUGAAUUAUGACAGUCGAAUCCCUUGCGGGCAAACCAAAGUUAUCAGUGGGAGUCGUUUGACAGCAAAAGGAUGCAACGAUAGCACAGAAUAUGUCAAUUGGGAUGGAAUACAUUACACAGAGGCUGCGAAUUUUCAUGUUUCAUCACAGAUACUCACCGGGAAGUACUCCGAUCCUCCAUUCUCUGACAAGAUGCCUUUUCUGUUGAAACCUAAGUUCUAACGACCGGGUCGCAUUCUUUCCUCAAUUUCCUAACCGAACCUGCUACGUUGAUGUAUCUUUAUCUCUAAUCAUUGAAUGUAAAUAAUAUUAUAUAAGCUGCAGUACACAGUAAUUUUCUGCCA
Ananas comosus (pineapple) is the source of this 1254-nucleotide messenger RNA. Its product is annotated as GDSL esterase/lipase At1g54790. NCBI's taxonomy places the organism in Eukaryota, Viridiplantae, Streptophyta, Magnoliopsida, Poales, Bromeliaceae. Gene Ontology annotation, molecular function: hydrolase activity, acting on ester bonds. The record is from RefSeq and is a predicted model, not a curated record.